Messenger RNA from Solea solea (common sole), 1003 nucleotides. RefSeq names its product phospholipase A2-like. Lineage: Eukaryota; Metazoa; Chordata; Actinopteri; Pleuronectiformes; Soleidae. Gene Ontology annotation, molecular function: phospholipid binding; calcium ion binding. The coding region runs from base 300 to 848 and encodes 182 amino acids. Gene Ontology annotation, biological process: phospholipid metabolic process; arachidonate secretion; lipid catabolic process. The transcript is spliced from 6 exons. The record is from RefSeq and is a predicted model, not a curated record.
UCUUUGGAACGUCGCGUCUCCCUACAUGUCUAAUUCAUCCCGGGGCGUCCCGCUGCCACCGAAGCCACACCAGCAGCCGUAGUUGUUGUAGUCCAGAGGGUUCGUGCCGGGCUGGGGGCACGCGAUCAUCUUCCCAAACUGCCACAAGGCCUUGGGCAGCAGUGCACCGCUGCCGAGGCAAACUGAGAGAGAGGCAGGUAACUGAGGAUUUGUUGGCACACAGAGCGGGGAAGACGCCAAAGACCGCGUGACCUCAGUCAGCACAGAGUGGAGGUGGAUACAUUGCAUAAUGCACACAGAUGGGAAGACUCGUGGUCAUUGGUCAGCGGGAGCCUCUUCUCAAGGUCGCCCGUCAAAAUAAAAGCUUUCCCACUUCGCUGCUCCACAUCAUCCACUGCAAGAUGAAUCUGACUCACUGCCUGGCCCUCGUGCUCCUCAGCCUCCCGGCGCUGCUGGCUUUGGACAAAGCUGUGUGGCAGUUCAGGUCCAUGAUCCUCUGCACGGUACCCGAGAGCUGGCCGGUGCUGGACUUUGCCGACUACGGCUGCUACUGUGGGCUGGGAGGCUCCGGCGCACCUGUGGACGAGCUGGACAGAUGCUGUUACAUCCACGACCAGUGCUACAGUGAAGCCAUGCAGCACGACUCCUGCUGGCCCAUCCUGGACAACCCGUACACUGAGCUGUACAGCUACAGCUGUGACGAGGCCUCCAAGAAGGUCACCUGUCUGAGCGACAACAACGAAUGCGAGAAGUUCAUCUGCGAGUGCGACAGACAAGCGGCGAUGUGCUUCGCCGACGCGGGCUACGACGAAUCCAACGCCCACCUCCCCAGUCACAACUGCAAGUAGCUGCUGAGCUGAUGGAGAGGCUGCACCACCGUCACUAUUAAAAAAAUAGAAUCAUCACAGGAGAUCUAGUGCGAUUGUAUUGCUUAUUUAUUGUUGUGCCAAAUGUAUUUAAUUUAAUUUACCUUACAGGUUAUAAAGACAUGUUAUAAACCUCA